AUGCCCUCAUCACCGGAAGAUGGUGACCAUCGAGGUCUAUUGACUGAUCAGAGCAGCCCGCCUCAAGGGCCUUCAACCAGCGAUCUCUCGAGCUUUCAACGAACAUUUAGCGAUGAGGAACAUUCUUCGGACCGGGAUGACCAGCAUCCACUGUCCUUUCAGCAACAAAGUCAUGCCAGAGAAACCACCACCCGCAGCGAGCAUGAACAAUCACUACAGGCCAAAAAGGAGAAAGUCGAUGAGCUUCUGGCUCUAAUGGAGAAAAGCCAGAGGCAGAUUCAACAACUCUUCCGGUCACAACAGGCUGUACGUGAUGUGAUGGAUGAUAUAACGCUGCAAGAUCUGCCGCAGGGGAGUCCGCUGAGGCCGAGGGAUGGAAAUGAAGACCUUAUUUACGAUAUCCGCCGUGAUGGAAGUAAAAGGACCACCGAUUCAAAGAGGUCAGAAAUGUACGGCGCAUCGGCUCGACCGGAGGAGCCAUUUCGUAUGCCUCCGCAUGCAAAGUUUCAGCCUCCCAUCGACGAUGACUACUACCAGCUGAACCCUUGGUACGGCCAGCCACCGAAGCGGCCUGUCUUUGGUCUCGGAGGCCCACUCCCUCAUACUGUCCGCCGUGCGGCCAACAACUCGGAGAAAGAAGCUCUCCGAAAGCAGGACCCGGAGAUGGGGCAAGCAAACCCGCAGAAUCAAGAGAAACUCUUCAGUCUUGGUGCUCCACUGCCUCAUAAACAAGGUUCCCGACCCGUGUCGAGCCACGAGCCUAGCCAUAGCCUAGCCAGAAGCCUUUCGUCGCAGCGAAGUCGCAAUCAGAAACAUGCAUCCAGGAGGAAGCCGCAACGCAAGGCCAUCUUCAAGACACCAGAAGAGACUAGGCACUAUAACGAAAAGAAGCCCGACGAAGCACAAGCUACCGCUUACCAGACUGGUACAGAUGAAGCCGGUCCACAGUAUGGCGAUGGGCAGUCUCAGGAGCAUCUAGAUCCUUUUGCCAGCUUCGACAGAAUCGGGGAAGAUUAUGACGCUGAGGAAGAGGACAAUAACGCAAAGUCCCGGGGGCGCAACGAGCAGGAGGGAGACGGCCCGGACGCCACAGAAUGGGCCAUUGACUCUGAACCUAUCGGACAGUACGACAGCGAGAAGGGGGCAGAGACUGGCGAAAAAGAUCCAAACGAGCUGCGGAAUUGGUGGGCCAGGAUACGUGCCAAGCACCCCGAACCUCUUGCCGAGUUCCUUUGCACAUUGGUUUCCAUCUUCCUCGGCCUGUGCGCGACGCUCCAAGUCAACCUCGCCAAGGGAGAGUACGGCGACUACGAAACAAGCUGCUGGGCUUGGGGGAUCGCCUUCAUGUUCGGCAUCUACGUCGGCGGCGGCGUCUCGGGCGCGCACAUGAACCCGGCCAUCUCCCUCUCGCUCUGGCUCUUCCGCGGGUUCCCGCGACGGCAGAUGCUCAUCUACUGGGGAUGCCAGCUGCUCGCGUGCACCUGCGCGGCGGCGCUCGCGUUCGGCGUCUUCCGCGACACCAUCCUCGACGUGGACCCGGGCCUGGUGGACACGGCCACGUCGUUCUACAGCAAGCCGCAGGCGUGGGUCGGCGCGACGACGGCCUUUUCCACGCAGCUCAUCGCGGCGGCGGUCAUGAUGAUGAGCGUGCUGGCGCUCGGCGACGACCAGAACAACCCGCCCGGGGCGGGGCUGCACGCGCUCGUCAUGGGGCUGGUGGUGACGGCGCAGAAGAUGACGCUCGGGUCCAACACGGGGGUGGCGCUCAACCCGGCCAGCGACUUCGGGCCCCGGCUCGUGUGCCUGAUGGUCGGGUUCAACACCGACAUGUUCACCGAGCGCGGGUUCUGGUGGCUGUGGGGCCCGUGGGCGGCGACGGGGUGCGGGAGCAUCGUGGGGUGCUCCAUGUACGACUCUCUCGUUUUCGUGGGGAGCGAGAGUCCGAUCAACUACAAGAUGGCGGGGCACAUUGUGGACAGGGUAAAGAAGGCCAAGAGGUUGAGCAAGUGA
Molecule: messenger RNA, 2010 nt
Organism: Diplodia corticola
Lineage: Eukaryota; Fungi; Ascomycota; Dothideomycetes; Botryosphaeriales; Botryosphaeriaceae
Product: aquaporin-like protein
Exons: 4
Coding region: 1-2010 (669 amino acids)
Biological process (GO): water transport; glycerol transmembrane transport
Cellular component (GO): plasma membrane
Molecular function (GO): glycerol channel activity; water channel activity
Source: RefSeq, a predicted model, not a curated record